GUCGUGUGAACCUCAGCAUCGCGCGCGGACCAACGGGGGUUAAUUAGUUCAAAGUGGCUCACCAUCUGCGACGCGACGACGAUGGUCUGGAGGCCGAUCCGCUGGACGACCCGAACACCCGAAUACGUGACCGCGCAUCGUUCCUCGAUAAGAUCGUCUCGAUGCUUCCGCGACUUCUGAAACCACUCCUACUCGCGUGAUCGUAAAAUACCAUGAAUUAUCGCGCACGGUUGUUUUUCUUUUCUUUUUUUUUAUUAUUAAUGAGAAAAUCCUCGUCUCUCGUUGCAGUGCGUGGAUGAAACUCGAUCUGCGAAUAAUUUUUUAAAUUCUGUAAACAAGAUUUUGACAGACGUAGGUUGAGAGAGAAAUUACGCGAAACUUUUCUGUGAAACGAAUGCUCAUUGUUUAAAAUUACGUUUAAUAUUUUUAUCGCGAAAAAUUGAUCGAUUCGAGAAGCUAGAUAAUUAGAAAUUAGAUGUUAAAUGUAAUCUGAGUCUUACCUUCGUGAAACGAUUCAUGGAUAUUGCAUAUAAAUUAUAUAAUAUUAAGAUGGUACAUCGUUCUUCGAGAAUAUCGGGAUUUGAGAUAUUUAAAUUUUGGCGCCUACAUCUGGGCGCGCUCGCGCAUUCCGCUUGUCAGAUGCGGCAAAUCGGAUUGCGUAACAUAUGCUACAGCUGAUGAGAGUAGAGUUAGGUUAGGUCAGGAUACGGUUAGAUACCUUUUCGGAUACAUAUUCGUCGUCUUCCCGCAAUUGUCACUCUCAAGAAUGGUGCUGUCAUUCACAGGAUUACCGUCCUUGAAACGUUUACUGUUGCUCCUUUUGCAAUGCUCGUUAUGUCGACGUGCAAUGGUGAGCAAGUUUUGGUGCCACGAGAUCGGGCGCAGGUGGCGUCAGGGUAAACAGGAGCCACCGCAAGCACGCGUGUUGACGGAACCCAAGUGUCAGUCACACGUGGCCACCUGGUACCUAUUCUACCGCUGGAUCAUCUUCCUCGUAUGGGCCGGCUUCAUAAUUUGUUCGGUGUUCGAAUUUGGCAGCUAUAAGCCGCUAUUCCAGUACGAAAAGUGGCCGAUCUACCUGACCAACUGGGAUAUUUUAUUGGGCUUCACCCAGGCGCUGAUCGGCGGUAUACUCGUGUCGAAGCGAUGGCGAUUGCAGAAGAUACCCGGUUUCGAUCCUUGCGGCCUCAAGUUGAAGUCCACCGAGCGAUUGUAUUGGUUCCUGUAUGUUGUUACGACUAAUCUGGCAAUCGGUGUGACGUUCUGCUACUGGUUCACUGUAUACAAUCCGGAAAUUCAUCAGCUGGAUCCGCUCAACAUCAUGAUGCAUGUGUGCAAUAGCGUGUUGAUGUUGGUCGACUUUGUAGUCACCAGUAUACCGUUCCGUCUGCGAAAUUUCUGGUGGUGUCUGUCGAUCGCCAUAUUCUACUGUGUAUUCACAGCGAUCUACUACAUCGCCGGUGGACUCGAUAAAAACGGCUACCAUUACAUUUACAGAGUCAUCGAUUGGAAACGACCGCCGCGGACGUUACUCGUUUGUGUCGGCGGUUGCACGUUCAUCACAGUGUUGCACUGCGUCGGUUGUAUGCUUGCGGAUAUCAGAGAUCGCAUCUACCGCAAGAUUGCCGAGAAACUCGGCAAAUCCGCACAGACUAAUAACGCUAAACCGCUUCCGGAAAAACAGCCAGAAGUAGUUUAAUUAAUACAAGUUUAUAUACGAUAUCUUUGUCCAUCCGGUAUCUUCUAAUCCUGGAUGCAGGAUAUUAGUAGGGCAGAUUAAUAUUCGACAAGGAAAAAGUUCACUUCUGAUGCCUUCUUGAUGUAGCUACGCUUUCAAGUAACUAGAAUUCCCUCGCGAAUGAUUCUUAAGCUCAUCUAUCUUGCUAGAAAAACAAGAAAAUAUUAAUAGGAUAUUAACAGGGUAUUUGAAUGAUACGAUCGGAUUAGGUAAUUCCUUGCGCGACUCUGUGAACUUUAUUUUUAAUGAUAUUUCUAAGGAGAACGAUAAUUAUUGUGUGAUAUCAAAUAAGAUUCCAUAAUAAUAUCAUAGAAGCCAGAUUAGUGAACGCUCGGUUAUAUUAUAAUAACCGUUCAGAUUUUCCGCGUGAUUAAAUUUGCUAUUUAUAUAAAAAGAUAAAGAUCCAUGUAAAAUAUAGAAAAUAUAUGUAUUUCCUUUCGCUAAAUGUGAACAUUUCACUAAGGAAGGCAAGAAUAUUAAUUAUGCAAGCAUUUUUUGUACAUUUAAAUUAUAUGUAAACAUUGUAUGAUAUUUUCGCUAUGCAUGACAUUUGUCUCGCAUUUUUUAAUUAUUAUUUUUAAUUAUUUUUUUAAUUGAAAAUAUUGUAUGAACGCAUAUUUAUAAAUUGAUGAAAAUCACCUCGCAACUAGUGUCAAUGGCGUCGUUAAUUGAAUUAAUCAAAUAAACAUUGUAUACAAUUCAAAUUUAAACGCGAACGCGUAUUAGCAUUAAUUACACGAGUUGCAGAUCUUUUUUAUAUUUACAAUAAUUUCGAAAUAAUAUAGAUAAUGUAA
Messenger RNA from Camponotus floridanus (Florida carpenter ant), 2532 nucleotides. Its product is annotated as protein rolling stone. The coding region runs from base 767 to 1699 and encodes 310 amino acids. NCBI's taxonomy places the organism in Eukaryota, Metazoa, Arthropoda, Insecta, Hymenoptera, Formicidae. The record is from RefSeq and is a predicted model, not a curated record. Gene Ontology annotation, cellular component: membrane. The transcript has 2 exons.